Molecule: messenger RNA, 1080 nt
Organism: Vigna unguiculata (cowpea)
Lineage: Eukaryota; Viridiplantae; Streptophyta; Magnoliopsida; Fabales; Fabaceae
Product: E3 ubiquitin-protein ligase MPSR1-like
Biological process (GO): protein ubiquitination
Cellular component (GO): cytoplasm
Molecular function (GO): ubiquitin protein ligase activity
Source: RefSeq, a predicted model, not a curated record
CAUGGCUUGUUACCUCAUUGGCACACACAAUACAGCACACCACAACAACCCAAACAACUUCCAGAUCCUUCCACAACAUUCUAUGAGUCAUAUCAGUGGGUUCACCCUUCUCCCUCCCCUGUUCCCCCUUAUAUUCACUCUCCCUUUCUCCUCCUUUUUCCAUUCUCAAACAAUUUUUCCAUUAUUCUCAAUUAUUCAUCACACCCUCUUCCUCUCUCACCAAUCAAAAGAGCUUUUCUGAAUAAAAAUCAUGGCUUCAGGGACCACCGAGGUGCCGGAGAAUUCUGUUUUCGAGAGGGUCGAGCGAAACAGAGACAUAACUCUGUUUCUUCCCUUUCUCUUUGGCCUCUCGGAGACCACCGCAGGACGGGACGGCGAUGACCCACGUCACGAAAACGGGAACACUGAAGCCCGCCAGCCUCAAAGAAUCAUCUUGGUGAACCCCUUCACUCAGGGCAUGGUGGUCAUCGACGCGGACUCGCGCCUCGAAGCUCUGUUUCGCGAACUCGGCAGCGGAAAAGGUGGUCGACCUCCGGCUACGAAGGAAUCCAUUGAGGCCAUGCCAAGUGUGGAAGUUGGAGAGGGUGAGGAUUUGGAGUGCGUGGUUUGUUUGGAGGAGUUUGAGGUUGGUGGGGUGGCGAAGGAGAUGCCGUGUAAGCACAAGUUUCAUGGUGAUUGUAUUGAGAAGUGGUUGGGGAUGCAUGGGUCUUGCCCUGUGUGUAGGUACGAGAUGCCCGUGGAGAAUAAUUUCGGGAGGAAAAGCGAGGAAGAAGAAGGGGGAGAGAGGAGAAGGGAUGGUGGUGAUGAAGUUUGGGUUAGUUUUUCUUACAAUAGGAUUCGGAGAGGCCAGGAUCAUGAUCAAGCUGCUUCUUCAAAUGAUGAUUCUCCAUCAAGUCAUGGAGAUGAUGAUGAUGAUGAUGUUGUAGAGAGUUAGGGAAUGGUUAUGGUUUUGGGUACAGAGUGUUAUCGGUUUUGAAAUUGGGGAAGGAUUGAUAAAUAUAUGUACAGGAAAAAUUGCACGAAAUUGUUAUUAUAUUAUAUAUUUUCUUGCAAUGAAUAAAGAAUGAUGAUUUUUUUACU